This is a messenger RNA of Cuscuta campestris, 1011 nucleotides long. Lineage: Eukaryota; Viridiplantae; Streptophyta; Magnoliopsida; Solanales; Convolvulaceae. The record is from the annotation of a GenBank genome assembly.
AUUAUAAUUUGUUUUUCUAUUUGGACUGCAGAAAUAUAUAGGCAGAAGCUUCAACAAGCAAUUUCAGACGGAAAGCUUAGUGAUGAAGAUUUGAAUUUCCUGGAGCGGUUACAGAUAAUGCUUUGCAUUCCCAAGCAAACUGUUGAAACAGUGCAUGCUGAAAUCUGCGGCAUUUUAUUUGAAAUUGUAAACACUAUUCGCUCCACAUUUACAGUUUUUACUGAACAAGUGGUGAAGGAAGCAAUUGCAGGAGGAGUGGAAUUGUAUGAUUCUGAAGUGAAGAAAUCUGUUAGAAAGGCAGCUUAUGGCUUACACUUAACAAAAGAGGCUGCAUUAACAAUUGCUUGUAAAGAAGUCAUUUCGGUUUUGGUUUCGGAUAUUUCAGUUCAGGUAAUCAGUUCCGGUUAUGUUUUGAUAGAUCUAUCUACAAGUACCAAAAAAGGGGAAAUCAGUCAGGAUGAUUGGAAUGGAGUCAAGGCUUCAUCUCAAGUUAAAGAAUUUAAGGGUGAGCUACUGAAGAAAUCUCACAUCCCAGAAAGGCUACAUGGAGUUAAUUCCUCUCAGCACCCCCAACCCAUAGCUAUCCUAGAGAGGAGAAUUAAAAAGAAGAAAAAGGCAGCUGCUUCAGUGGCAGGGAGUCUCGGCGAGUGAUGCUACGUGGGAAUGGGCUAAUAAUUUUGUUACUCGAUUUCCUGAGUUUCAGUUGGAUACAUAAGCUUUGAGGACUGCUUUUCACAAGGACAAAGGGAUGUUACAGAGAGGACUAUAAGGGCGGAUCUCAUACAUAAACAUACAUAUAAGGGCGGAUCUUUUCAAUAUCUGAUCAUACAUAUAUUCUUCGUGUUUUUGGGGAAUACGAUUAGAUCGGUGGAUAAAGUAAUUAACAAAAAUUAACAAUUCAUACAUACCCGUCUUGCAUCGGCCAACUGCUCCGCUGAUGGGGAAGUCCACCAUCUCUCCCUCCCUUAUUUUCCCGUCGGGUGUGUCAGUCCGGACUGCUCAUUCAAGACU